AAUACAUAUGAAUACUGAUAGCCACAUAUAGUACAUAUAUGUAUACUACGUGAUAUCAUGAAAUAGUAUUAAUUAGCUGUUAAAGUUUCGUAGUGCUUUAUUAUAAUUUUCGCUAUGUCUACGUUCAUAGAAAAUGUGCAUAUAAAAGAUGGAGAAUACACCAAGAUAAUAUAUGUAAUGAUAAGAGAACAACGAUAUACUGAAUGUAUUAAAGUCUUGUUAAAUCUUUUAGAUUCUUAUCCUAAUUCUAGACCUUGUUUAUCUCUUCUGGGCCAUUGUUACUUUUAUACACAAGAUUUUAUGGCCGCAGCUCAAUGUUAUGAGAAAUUGAUUCAAUUGUGCCCACAGGAGAAUUUGUAUAAGCUUUAUUAUGCCCAGUCUUUGCAUCAAGCUUGCAUGUAUCCAGAAGCAUGGACGAUUUGUUCGAGUAUUAUCAAUCAAAGUAACUUGGAAUUCAAGGUAAAGAAGCUGCAGGCAGCUAUAAAGUAUGGGCAGGAAGACAUGGUAGCUGCAAAAAAUCUCGUGGAUCAAUGUCCUGCUGAUGAUGUUGAUACUGAAAUCAAUUUGGGAUGUCUCUUGUACAAGGAGGAAAAGUACGAACAGGCCCUCAAAAAAUUUUCGAAUGCAUUACAAAUUGCAGGAUUCAAACCUCACUUAUCAUAUAACGUUGCUCUUUGCUAUUUCAAAUUGAAAGAGUACGCAGCAUCCCUGAAACAUAUUGCUACUAUUAUCGAGCACGGUAUAAGGGAGCAUCCAGAAUUGAGCGUAGGGAUGGCUACCGAGGGUAUUGAAGUUCGAAGUGUCGGGAAUACGUUGACGCUGCACGAGACAGCUCUGACGGAAGCGUUCAAUCUGAAAGCUGCCAUCGAAUACCAAUUGCAAAAUUAUGAUGCGGCGAAGGAGGCGUUAACGGACAUGCCACCGCGUUCCGAAGAAGAGCUCGACGCUGUUACUUUACACAAUCAGGCGUUAAUAAAUAUGGAUACAAAACCGAGUGAAGGAUUCGAAAAACUGCAGUUUCUGUUGCAACAAAACCCGUUCCCACCCGAGACUUUCGCCAACUUAUUACUCCUGUACUGUAAAUAUCAGUAUUAUGAUCUCGCCGCCGAUAUCUUGGCUGAAAAUGUACAUUUGACUUAUAAGUAUCUGACGCCAUAUUUAUACGACUUUUUGGAUGCACUAAUAACGCAACAAACUUCGCCGGAGGAGGCAUAUCGCAAAUUCGAUGAUCUCGCUAACAAGCAUACGGAAGCGCUUCGCAAAGCGACCAAGCAGGUCCAGGAGGCGAGACUGAAUCAUGAUGAUAAUGCCGUGAAAAAAGCUGUGAACGAUUAUGAGGAGGCUCUCGACAGAUACGUUCCCGUAUUAAUGGCACAGGCGAAGAUCUACUGGGACCUGGAGAAUUACACCCAGGUGGAAAAGAUCUUCAAGAAGAGUGUCGAGUUCUGCAACGAUAACGACGUGUGGAAGCUGAAUGUAGCGCAUACGCUCUUCAUGCAGGAGAAUAAAUUUAAGGACUCGACACGCUUCUAUGAACCGAUCGUCAAGAAAAAAUAUGACAGUAUCCUAGACGUGAGCGCUAUAGUCCUUGCAAACCUCUGCGUCAGCUAUAUCAUGACCUCGCAAAACGCAGAGGCUGAAGAACUGAUGAAGAAGAUUGAGAAAGAAGAAGAAGCGGUAUCAUUUGAAGAUCAGGACAAGAAACUUUUUCAUUUGUGCAUUGUGAAUCUAGUAAUCGGGACACUAUACUGUUCCAAGGGUAAUUUCGAAUUCGGCAUAUCGCGAGUAAUGAAGAGUCUGGAGCCCUACAAUAAGAAACUCGGCACUGACACCUGGUUCUAUGCGAAAAGAUGCUUUUUAUCGCUCUUGGAGCAAUUGGCAAAACAGUUAGUGGUCCUGAAAGAUUCCACAUUGCAGGAAUGUAUUCAAUUUUUAGAGCAUUGCGAAGUUUAUGGUAAGGACAUAAUGACGGUGAUCGACCAGCCGUUCGACGUACAGGACAUGCUAAACAUUUCACCUCAGGGCAAACGGACAGUCGUUUACGAGGCGCGAUAUCUCAAGGCAUUAUUUUUAAAGUUGCAAAUGUCUUAA
Molecule: messenger RNA, 2091 nt
Organism: Atta colombica
Lineage: Eukaryota; Metazoa; Arthropoda; Insecta; Hymenoptera; Formicidae
Gene: Ttc30
Product: tetratricopeptide repeat protein 30A
Exons: 8
Coding region: 115-2091 (658 amino acids)
Biological process (GO): intraciliary transport
Cellular component (GO): intraciliary transport particle B; axonemal microtubule
Molecular function (GO): intraciliary transport particle B binding; protein binding
Source: RefSeq, a predicted model, not a curated record